Anolis carolinensis (green anole) is the source of this 909-nucleotide messenger RNA. RefSeq names its product pancreatic progenitor cell differentiation and proliferation factor (gene ppdpf). The transcript is spliced from 5 exons. Lineage: Eukaryota; Metazoa; Chordata; Lepidosauria; Squamata; Anolidae. Gene Ontology annotation, biological process: multicellular organism development; cell differentiation. The record is from RefSeq and is a predicted model, not a curated record. The coding region runs from base 207 to 551 and encodes 114 amino acids.
CUCUGCCAUUAGAUCCCCUCCGCCUCGGUGUGUCUUCGUGGACGUGGAGCGUACGCCCAGUCUCUCCUUUGCAAAUGGGUUCCGUCGCCUAGCCUCUCCCCCCCUGAGCCAGGUCACCUGUGGUCUCAAGCCGGUCGGGUUCUGCUGGGCGCAGCACUAAGAAGGAAAAGGGUUUACAACUUGCUGAAGAACAAAGAUCAAGAAACAUGGCAGCAAUCCCGUCAAGCGGCUCACUUGUGGCAACCCAUGACUACUACCGAAGGCGUCUGGGUUCCACUUCCAGCAACAGCUCCUGUGGAAGUGCAGAGUACUCUGGGGAAGUCAUCCCGCAUCAUCCAGGUCUUCCCAAGUCUGAUCCUGGACACUGGUGGGCGAGCUUCUUCUUUGGAAAACCGACUCAUCCAAUCAUGACAACUGUAUCGGAAUCCCCAGAGAACUCAGGCACUUUCCAGGUGGCACACGGCACGAUCACAUGUGACCUGGCUCAGGAACUAAUGAGGAAGCGUCAUGCCAGCGAGCCCAGCAAGCCCAGCGCCGGUCCCACCGCGUGAGGAGGCUGAUGGCCCGCCGGCUGGCCCUUCUGACUUGGAAGGCUAGGAGUCAGAGUCCAUUUUCCACUCCCCCUCCCCGUAGAGUUAGAUAUAGGCUGCCUCGAGUACCACUUUAGACGUAGGUUUUUAUAAAAACAGAAAUGCCAACUUAAAAAAACAAAACACCAAACAAACCUUCUAUACACCAUCUUUUCUACUCUUUUUGUUUUUUUUUUAAUUAUUAUUUUGGUAAAUUCAACUACGUCUCUUUUUUUUUUUUCCAACAAAGCCUUGAUAACGCUUUCUCUUUUUCUCUCCUUUUUUUUUUGUAUUUUGUACUCGUCUAUGGAAACUAAUAAAGCCUGAGCAGCCUUUUAAA